AUGGAUCAAGAACGCAAGAUUCGCAAAAAAUUUGAAAUGAAGAGACGUCGAGUGGUUCUGUCGAUAAAGGAGAAAGCGAAAAUUAUCGAAGAUUUCGAAAAAGGGUUAUCUACCACGGAAAUCAAAAUCAAAUACAAAAUCCCGGAUUCCACUGCAUACGACCUGAAAAAAAAUCAACACAAUUUGAAAGAAGAAAUUGCACGAUAUCAAAUACCAUAUGAGAAACGCAAAACUUUGAAGAAGGCAAAGUAUCCUCUACUGGACAACGCGUUGUAUCUGUGGUUUUUGCAGAAACGGGAACGCCAUAUCCCUGUCAGUCAAGACAUGUUGGCCAUUCAAGCCAAAAAGUUAUUCACUGAAAUUUAUGGCGAAGGGACAUUCCAAGGAAGUCGAGGAUACACGCGAAAAUUCAUUCAACGGCACAGCAUUCGUUUUCUGAAAAUUACCGGAGAAAAGUUAUCAAAUGACUUGGCCGGUAUUGACGCAUACGUCGAACAAUUUGCCGCCAUUGUUCGAAAAAAUGCGUUAAGUGCUGCACAAAUAUUUAAUGCAGACGAAAGUGGAUUGUAUUAUAAAUGCACACCAGAUUCUACUUUUGUGGCGAACAACGAACCGUCAGCUCCAGGACGGAAAGGUAAUAAGGAGCGAUUAACGUUCAUGCCGUGCAGUAACGCAGACGGAUCCUUCAAGUUACCGCUGAUGAUGAUCGGUAAAUCGAAGCGACCGAGGGCGCUUAAGAACAUCGAUGUGCUACCCGUCUACUAUGCAUCUUCAAAAAAUGCGUGGAUGACCCGAGUGCUGUUCCGUGACUGGUUUUUCGAAGAGUUUGUGCCAAAGGUGACCGCUUAUCUGCAAUCAGCGAAUCUACCCCUCAGAGCCGUAUUGGUUCUGGACAAUUGCUCGGCACAUUGCAGCAUUGAUGAGUUGAGAACUCCUGAUGGGGCUUUUUCAACCAUUUUUCUUCCUCCAAACACAACAGCAGUUCUACAACCGAUGGACCAGAACAUCAUCCAGAUGGUGAAAGCAAACUAUCGGCACAAGUUGAUGCGGGAGAUUCUCGGACGUCCUGGAGAAUUUCAUGACAACCUAAAAAAGAUAAACAUCAAGGAUGUUAUAUUUUGGGUUGCAGAGGCAUGGGAAGAAGUUCCAGCGGCAUCGAUAGCUAAGUCAUGGAAGCUGCUGUACACCGAACCAGAAUUCGACGACGAGGAUGAUGUACCAUUGUCGAUUAUACAACAGCGUUUGGCAACGAUCAAAGAGAAGAUGGCAGAGAGGGAAGGAGAAACAAUUGAAGAUGAGAAUGCGGAGUUCGACACAAUGACUGAUGCUGAAAUAGUCAACGCUGUGAUCAAUCCUGAUGUUCUGUUCUAUGAAGGUGGAAGUACAUCGGACACAGUUUGUGAUGAGAAUGGAGACACGUCAACAGAAAACGCUAUGCAAGAUGAAGAACACGAGCAAAUUACUGAUCAAUCCGCGUUGAACAGUCUCGACAAUGUAAUCACGUGGGCUGAAGAAAAUCGACUGUCGCUGGAAAAACAGUUUUUCCUUCGAGAUUUAAGGGGAACUAUUUUGGAUAAAAUAGUUAAUAGUAAAUAA
This is a messenger RNA of Aedes albopictus (Asian tiger mosquito), 1596 nucleotides long. RefSeq names its product jerky protein homolog-like. Gene Ontology annotation, cellular component: nucleus. The coding region runs from base 1 to 1596 and encodes 531 amino acids. NCBI's taxonomy places the organism in Eukaryota, Metazoa, Arthropoda, Insecta, Diptera, Culicidae. Gene Ontology annotation, molecular function: DNA binding. The record is from RefSeq and is a predicted model, not a curated record. The transcript is spliced from 2 exons.